This is a messenger RNA of Onthophagus taurus, 1688 nucleotides long. The record is from RefSeq and is a predicted model, not a curated record. Lineage: Eukaryota; Metazoa; Arthropoda; Insecta; Coleoptera; Scarabaeidae.
GAAGAAUAGCAGCAGGAGAUGGUCGUUUCAACACCAACAGCGAAGUAAACAUAAACGUCGAAGUAAAAAGUAUUCCGGUUACAAAAAAAGGCGUUUAUUUCGCAUUUCGCGAUCAAGGCGCUUGCAUAUCUUUGCUCGCGAUCAAAGUAUACUACAUAACAUGUCCUCAAGUUACCAUCAACUUCGCGCAUUUCCCGGCUACGCCAACCGGAAAAGAAGUGACCGUUAUCGAACAGGCAACGGGGAAAUGCGUGGAAAACGCGGAAAUCGUCGAAACCCCGACGUAUCUAUGCAAAGGAGAUGGAAAGUGGACUUUACCAGCGGGCGGGUGUAAAUGCAAAUCGGGAUUCGAACCGGAUGUGGAGAAGUACACGUGCAACGUGUGCCCACCGGGAAAAUUCAAAGCGGAAGUCGGCGAUUCGAUGUGUCAACCGUGUCCGAAACAUUCGAAAGCCCCCAGUUCUGGGUAUUCGGAGUGUACUUGCGAUUCGGAAUUUUUCCGCGCACCCAUUGAUUUAAAAAAUAUGUCGUGUACACAACCUCCGUCUUCCCCCCAAAACUUAACCUUAAACUUCGUUGAUCAAUCGACGGUGAUGUUGAGUUGGAAUCCCCCGGAAAAUUUAGGUGGGAGAAACGACAUCGUGUAUAGGGUGAAAUGCGACGCGUGCGCAGCCGGAAUCGUUCAAUACACACCGAAUAUGGAAAUUUUUAACGACACAAAAGUAACCGUCCAAGGUUUAAACGCCGUCACAACGUAUCGAUUUCAAGUUUUCGCGGAAAACGGAGUUUCGCACAUGACGAAAAAACAGCCGGAAUUCGCUGAUAUUACGGUUACGACGGAAGCGAGCGUUGUAAGUAGUAUAACCAAGGUACGAGUGACCUCGGUGAAAAGUAGCGAGAUUACUUUAACGUGGGAAGCCCCUACAUUAAAUGACGGGGGUGGAACUGACGGAGACAACGAAAUCGAAACGUACGAAGUUAGAUGUUACCCGCGAGGCGAUAUAGAUUUUAGUAAUUCAACGACGAUUUUAACCACGGAAUUAAGCGCUACAUUCACCGGAUUAAUGCAACGAACCGAUUAUGGGUUGGAUGUGAGGGCGAAAACUAAACGGGGAUGGGGCGCGUAUUCCCAUCCGAUUUUUAAGACGACCGGUCAAGUUUUCAAGACAGCUUACGUAGGUGACGACGAAAGUUAUCGUUUGCAAAUAGUCGCGGGUGGAAUCGUCGCAGUCGUGGUCGUUUUGGGGGUGAUUAUAGUUUUGGCCGUUGUCUUUUUGAAAUCGAGAUCGAACGACGAAUGCAAUAAGAAGCAACCGAGCGAUUGCGAUGCGUUAGAAUAUAGAAACGGAGAAGGACUUGUAGUGACGUACAGUAAGUCCCACCCCGUGUUGAUGGAUUUUUGCUUAUGUACUGGUUUAUUUUAUAACGAUGUGAUUUCAUUAUUCAAUAAGAACAUGUUUCUCUGUCUUAAGGGAUCAUCCCGUGUGAACACACUUACUUUUGAUAUUUUAAGCACACUUUACAAUUUUUAAAGCCCGAAAUCACCGUUCAUUGCAAAAAGAUGUGUUUUGAUCUGCUUUGCAGUUUAAUCACACGAGCAGGCGCGCUGUCAUAAAAUGUAUGACAAUUUUCGCUCAAUGUCAUUCAGAUGACGUCCGUUUUCUGCAAUACACUGCUGUAGUCGACUA